UCUUUCCUGAUACCAUGCCUCCUGCAGGCAUCAACAUGGCAUCCCAGAACAAAAACACUAGCUUUGCACCUGACCUGAAUCCAUCUCAAGACCACAUCUCCUCCCUCCCCUUCAACUUCAGUUACAGUGAUUAUGACCUCCCCCUGGAUGGCGAUGAGGACAUGACCAAGACACAGACCUUCUUUGCAGCCAAGAUUGUCAUUGGCGUGGCACUGGCAGGCAUCAUGCUAGUCUGUGGCAUUGGCAACUUUGUCUUUAUUGCUGCCCUGGCCCGCUACAAGAAGCUUCGCAACCUUACCAACCUCCUCAUUGCUAACUUGGCCAUCUCGGACUUUCUGGUGGCAAUCGUCUGCUGCCCCUUUGAGAUGGACUAUUACGUGGUACGCCAGCUUUCCUGGGAGCAUGGUCACGUGCUUUGUGCUUCUGUCAACUACCUUCGUACGGUCUCUCUUUAUGUCUCCACCAAUGCCCUGCUGGCCAUCGCUAUUGACAGAUACCUGGCCAUUGUCCACCCCUUGAAACCACGGAUGAAUUAUCAGACCGCCUCCUUCCUGAUUGCUUUGGUCUGGAUGGUCUCUAUCCUCAUCGCCAUCCCAUCUGCCUAUUUCACCACUGAAACCAUCCUGGAUAUUGUCAAGAACCAGGAAAAGAUCUUCUGUGGCCAGAUCUGGCCGGUGGACCAGCAGCUGUACUACAAAUCCUAUUUCCUCUUUGUCUUUGGCCUCGAGUUUGUGGGCCCGGUUGUCGCCAUGACCCUGUGUUAUGCCAGGAUCUCCCAGGAGCUCUGGUUCAAGGCUGUACCUGGCUUCCAGACAGAGCAAAUCCGCAAGCGGCUGCGGUGCCGCCGCAAGACAGUAUUAUUGCUCAUGGGCAUCCUCACGGCCUACGUGCUGUGCUGGGCGCCUUUCUAUGGCUUUACCAUCGUGCGAGACUUCUUCCCUACUGUGUUUGUGAAGGAGAAGCACUACCUCACCGCCUUCUAUGUCGUUGAGUGCAUCGCCAUGAGCAACAGCAUGAUCAACACCAUAUGUUUCGUGACGGUCAAGAACAACACCAUGAAGUACUUCAAGAAGAUGCUGCUGCUGCACUGGCAACCCUCUCGCUAUGGCAGCAAGUCCAGUGCUGACCUUGACCUCAAAACCAGUGGGGUGCCUGCCACAGAAGAGGUGGACUGCAUCAGGCUAAAGUAG
Molecule: messenger RNA, 1190 nt
Organism: Cricetulus griseus (Chinese hamster)
Lineage: Eukaryota; Metazoa; Chordata; Mammalia; Rodentia; Cricetidae
Source: RefSeq, a predicted model, not a curated record